Messenger RNA from Ectocarpus siliculosus, 933 nucleotides. NCBI's taxonomy places the organism in Eukaryota, Phaeophyceae, Ectocarpales, Ectocarpaceae. The record is from the annotation of a GenBank genome assembly.
AUGGUUUCAGGUCUCGAGAUGGACCGUUCAUCCCACCAUGCCAAGGGAAGCCCCGCGAUGACUCCGCAGUUGAGACAGAUUGGAGACCGAUUAGCUGCAGAUUCAUGGCAUAUUGACGCGCUCCUGCCGCCACAUGCUGGCGAGAUGGUGUACGAGGAUCUCCAGCCUGUAGCCGCCGCUAUGCAAGAAUGCGAAGUUUUGCAAGAGGGAAACGAGGCUUCUGUGUUCGACGACGAAGAGCUGGGGGUACAGGUUGUCGAGUUGCUAGGGAGGAGGUGUGGCGUGGCCUUCCCCUGCAGCUCUAUAUUGCGAUAUCUGUGCUUGCACGUGAAGGUGACCCAGUUCCUACGCGUUAUCCACUCCAUCGUUUCUGGAAAACAGAAGGACGGCUGCUGUAGAGCACGGGAGACUACUUGUGCAACUGCUGCGCGUGUGCCACGAUUUCAUUUCUUUGAUCAGCAUCAACGUAUUUCCGUGCGUUUUUGCUCGGAGUUGGCCUGCUGCAAUGUUUGGCUGCAAACGUUAGUGACCACUCGUCGACGGUUUGUCCCCAAUACGUCAUCGAGCACCAACAUGCGCUUACCCAAGCCCCGGCUGCGACCCGACUUCUUGCAGACGCUGGACAAGUUCUUUUCGUUUGAGGUAGAAAUCGUGGACGACACCAAGCGCUAUCGGUACAUCGACAUCAGCAAUACUCGGAGUGUGGCGGACAUCGGCGAUGACCGCGCCUUGCUGCCGCUCAAACUAGAAGAUGGCUGGCAGCGCGUAAACAUCGACUUGGAAAGGACAGUACGCCUAGUGUUCGGGUCAUCUUACCUCACGACGUCGCAGGUCACGGUCCGCGCGAGCGCGAGGGUCGCCAAACUGUUUUUCCAGAGCCAGCCAUUUUCGGACUACGAGCUCCCGAGCCAUCUCCGAGUUGUCGCUGAGUAG